Messenger RNA from Coniophora puteana RWD-64-598 SS2, 3267 nucleotides. RefSeq lists its product as uncharacterized. The record is from RefSeq and is a predicted model, not a curated record. NCBI's taxonomy places the organism in Eukaryota, Fungi, Basidiomycota, Agaricomycetes, Boletales, Coniophoraceae. The coding region runs from base 1 to 3267 and encodes 1088 amino acids. The transcript is spliced from 2 exons.
AUGGACGGACACAGGUCCGGUCCCUCCUCGAGGCAGCGAAGGAUCUUCAUUCAGUCACCCAGCUCACCGUCUGGUCCGCACGCGCGAGACACCAGGUCACCGUCGCAAACGCGGACGCGACCCCCACCACACCUCGACGGACCGCGUCCACAAACGGCUCCAGACGGCCAGCCAGGGUCACAUUAUCCAACAAGUCAGCUUAGUCAGAGCCGUCGACGGCCACCCCGCCCAUCCACUGCUGCAACCCCUCCAGGAGCGGACAGAAUGGCAUUUGUGGAUAGUAGCAUCGCAGAAUACGCGAACGCGAACGCGUCGCUGGGUCACAGGCGAGGACGAAGCCACGACGCGGUCCCCUUGGAUAUGCAGAGCGGUUACCAGGACAAAGGCAAAACUCCAGCACUACGCCUCGAAACCGACGUACCCUCAAUCGCUAUCCGGUCAGUGGAAAUAGAAAGAAAGGUCAGCAACACCCGAGACUCGAUCUUGACGCAAGGGUCUACCGAGUCGUCCAUCUACCCUGCCAGCACUCCUACGGAUACGGACAUGACGACCACCGCUCCACCUUCUCCCCUUUCCCCUCUUUCCCCUGUCCGACCAAACCAUGCGCUCAAUGUCAGCCUCGGUCAAUUGCAUCAGUCAAGGCUACACGACUUCAAUGCGGAUGAUGUUUCUUAUCGACUCCGUCUCAUGGUCAAGAACAACUAUUUCUUGCCACCUAUGCACACUAAGCCAUUCUCUUACGAUAUUUCUACUCCUAUCACCUCUACCAAAAAGUCUCCAGUGCCUUCCUUUCUAGACUUUUUACGUCCCGGAAAGAGUCGUGCCGCACCACCGACACCGCCUGCAGAGCGUACCGAGCGUACCUUGGUCGAUCCAAUGGACCAGUCGCCGCGUAGCAGCUACUUUCCUCCCGAAAACCUCAGACCGCAGACCAACUCUGCCGCCUUGGGAUGCCAGAAUCGAGUUUCGAGAGUGGUUGUGGUGCGAGAAAGGAUGGAGGAUCUGCCCGGCGCGUCGAAGAAGGCGGAAAGGGAACUGAAAGCACAAAGCUUCGCCCCUCGUGUCAAAGAAUUCGAAGCGGGAUAUUUGGGUGGCCGACAGGAAGCAUUCACCGGAAUCAUCGAUCCCACUGAUGCUGUGGACAUGCCCCUUCCUACUUCGGAUUACCCCUUUGCAAUCCAGGCAUCUGAGCACCACGGUCUUGGAGUGGCGGAUUCCCUGGGAGCUGCGGUGCUCGCCGACCAUUUGCCCCCUCCUUUGAGCCCCGGCCAAUCGUCGGUCGAUUCCAAAGAGCACGCCUGGAGGAAAGACAUACUUUCUGCAGCUGUGGGCUAUUCGCUUAGCAACUCUGUCGCGUCCAGCUCAUCCGUGGCAUCUGCAUCGGUUUCCGGAUCGCCGGUACCAUCACCAGCUCCCAGAUCAUCAUCGUCAUCAGUGCCAAAGGAACACCGCGUGCCCCAGGCGCUGAAACUCGAUAAAAGGAUCCUCUCUCCGCCUCCACGGCUGGACUCUCUGGAAUCCCAGGGUUUACCAAGUUCAAGUCCGGGGAGCCCGCCUUCGAGUGGGCAAGCGAAUAGGCCCCGGUUGACUUUGCAAGCGCCCGUGAAAGCCGAGAUACCUUAUCUACGGUCAGAAACCCCUGUCCCGCAUACACCUCUGUCCCCGCGGCCAAACAAGCAUCCGAAGUCACUACAUUCAAUGUCACAUAGCGAUCUGCAUUCCUCGCAGAAGUCAGAAACUUCGCGAUCGGGGGCCCUCCGCAAGUCCGCGUCGUCGCCCCUUCUUACGGAGCCGGCCGACGCCUUCCGCGGACCCGGGGCGCUUACCCCUUCACCGCCGCCACUGCCGCCCGCCCUCUCCCUUUCUCCCGCACCAGGACCUUCUUCGCGCUACUCCCGGGAAAGUCGCGCGAGCACCGCGUCAUCCUCAACCACCAAAAGCUUCCGAAGUAGACUCGCAUCCUUUGAGGUGGAUCCAACACGGCGCACUUCAGCAGCAACGAUGGCGACCCACGAUAGGGCAUUGACGCCCGAGGAUACCCGCACACCGUCACCCACGGCAUCCGCCUUCCAGGACAGGGUCUCGGAGGUGUUUUACACCGCCCCCUCGGAGGCGUCCAUGACGGACCAAUUCGGCGAGGCAGCCAGGAGUCAGUCAAGAGCCUCAUCGUCCUCGCGAGUUACCCGUCCACCUCGAUCCUCGUCGCGUCGCACACCCGCUAACCUCCACCCUCCACCGCAACCGUCCCCAUACCUCCACUCUCCUUCCACCAAAUCGCGCUCGUCUUCAAUCACUUCGAGAAGCUCGUCCACCUCAGGUCAUCAUCGAAAUCGUCAUGGUACCAUUCGGGCGGAUGAUAUUCAGGGGCUAGAGUUUCUGGAAGAGGCGUCCAGCGUGCGUAAACCAUCCUUCCUCGACAUGAGCGCUGUCAGCCACCACUCUGGCGUCCACGUUGCCCCUCCACCCGCCUCGCCCGCCGACUUCUUCGACCACAUCGAGAACAACGCCCUUGACGACGACGAGUCCGAGAGCGACACAGAGACCGGCCCGUCUGCCAUGCCCUCCUUCUCCACCUCGUUUAUAGCGCCCAGCCAGCCCUACCUAGGCGUGUUCUACAACUCCUCCCCAGAUGUCUCCAUGGGAGGCUCAAGUUUGGGUGGUUACCAUAGCGGCGGUGGCGGCGGCCGAUCGAGGUUCUACUCCUCGUCGUCACACUCUAAACCCAACAUCCCGGCGGAGCGCCGGACGCCAGUGGGCAACACGCCGAACAAGGGCAAGUUCUUCUCGUCCAAGACGAAGCUGUCGCCGAGCUCGCUCGCGCCGCUCCAGCUCGCCAUGCUCUCGCGCGACCGCUUAUCGGAGGGCGACGAGCGGCUGCUCUCGCCCGGGGCGUCUGCGUCCGCGUCCGCUGCGAUCAACGCUGCCGUCGCUGACCAGCGAGGGACGGGCGCCGGUCCGAGUCGGGGAUCGUACGCGCCAGUGGGCGGAUAUGGGCCGAGCGCGGGGGUCGGGCCGUCAGCGGGCCCGGCGGUGGGGCCAGGGGCGGCCGCGGAGGAGAACGUGAAGAAAUGGCAGCGCGAGCAGCGGGCGGACGAGUCGUCGAGGAAGCUGGAUGAGCAAGUGCUCAAGUUCAUCGAGGGCGAUAAGGCGAGGAUGAAGGAGCUGGCGAUGAAGCAUAAAACGGACAAGGAGAGUCAGGGGAAGUCUCCGUUUGACGGGAUGCCCAGCCCCAGAAGCCAUGCUCCUGCUCCUGGAAAGGAGCAAUAG